AUGUCAGGAGAAGAAACAACCACAGAUGGCCUUCCAGAGGAUCUUCAAAUUUCAGAUUUCAUACAUUUCAAGUAUGCUCCAAUUUCUUCUGUUGAUGUAGAACGGAGCUUUUCUCUUUACAAAAAUAUGUUGGCUGAUAAUCGCCGUUCAUUUGUAUUUGAAAACCUGUCAAAGUCACUGGUUGUAAAUUGUAAUUCCUAA
This is a messenger RNA of Macrosiphum euphorbiae (potato aphid), 201 nucleotides long. Lineage: Eukaryota; Metazoa; Arthropoda; Insecta; Hemiptera; Aphididae. The record is from the annotation of a GenBank genome assembly.